UAGGGUCAGCAUCCUGAGGCCAGUUGCUUUUGACAGUUUCCUUUCUAUUCAGGCCUGGCCUCUUUCUGUGCGCUCUGAGUGUACCGCUGCACACUACAGCUGCAGCACAGAGAGCAGGAUGGAGUUCUUAGCUGGAGUGGAGACUGCCGCCCUCCACCAGCGCUGUCCAGUCCAGCUGCUGCUGUGGGUCUCAACCCUAAGCUGUUCUUUCUCCUCGCCAGCUUCUCUCCCUCCUUCUCUGGUACCCCGAGUCGGAAGCAGCUACACUCUGGGAAGGACGUUCCUCGGUCUUGAUAAAUGCAAUGCCUGCAUCGGGACAUCCAUUUGUAAGAAGUUCUUUAAAGAAGAAAUAAGGUUUGACAACUCAAUGGCUUCCCACUUGGGACUUCCUCCUCAGGACUUGCCUUCUUAUGCUGCCAAUUACUCAGAUGAUUCUAAAACCUGGCGCCCUGUGGAGAUUUCUCGACUGGUCAGCAAGUACCAAAGUGAUAUCUCUGACAGGAGAAUCUGUGCCUCUGCAUCAGCUCCAAAGACCUGCAGCAUUGAGCGCAUCCUGCGGAAAACAGGAAGGUUCCAGAAGUGGCUGCAGGCCAAGCGACUCACACCUGACCUGGUGCAAGGCCUGCCCAGUCCCUUCCUGCGCUGCCCUUCACAAAGACUCUUGGAUCGUGUGGUUCGACGCUAUGCUGAAGUGGCUGACGCUGGCAGCAUCUUCAUGGACCAUUUCACCGACCGUGACAAGCUGCGGCUCCUCUACACACUGUCUGUCAAUGCACACCCCAUCAUUCUUCAGAUCUUCCCUGGGGCAGAGGGCUGGCCACUGCCCAAGUACCUGGGCUCCUGUGGUAGAUUCCUGAUCAGUACAAGCACCAGACCACUGCAAGAAUUUUACGAUGCACCUCCAGAGCAAGCUGCUGACCUUGCCUACCAACUCCUUGGGGUCCUGGAGUCCCUGAGGAGCAAUGAUUUGAACUAUUUCUUCUACUUCACCCAUGUUGAUGCAGACAUGUUUGGCAUCUUUGACAAUGGGCAUCUGUUCAUCCGGGAUGCCAGUGCACUAGGCAUCAUCGACAAGCAGGAAGGCAGUCAAGCAGCUGCCAGGACUGGAGAGAAGGAAGACAUUUUUAGCUGCCUGGUUUCUGGCUGCCAGGUCCAGCUGUCCUCCUGUGACACUGUCCCUGAGAAGCAAAGCCUGGUGCUGGUGUGUCAACAGUUGCUGCCUCAACUUCUCCAGGGCAAGUUUCCCUCCCCUAUACAAAAGGAAAUAGACUCUGCUCUCAGCCUGUGUGGCAAAGAUGCCAGCACAGACAUGGAAGUGUUGGGGGCCACCAGCCAGCUGAAGGACAUCUUGAGAUCACUGAGAACCUGCGAUCCUAGAUUUGCCUACCGCUACCCAGACUGCAAGUAUAAUGACAGGUUCUGAGCGGCUGGGGCCUAACUAUCCCGGGGGACAAUCCACAAGCUCUUUCAUGUCCCUGGUUGAAUUGAUGCCAAGUUGGAAGAAGCAAUUUUAAACAUUUAAGUAUAUUCCUUUCCUAAGAAACACUCGAAACUAGUGAAAAAACCUCUAACACUGCAUAAUUGACACCACUGGCUAGGACACCAUGGCAGAAUCAGGAGGUGAGCACAGGAAGACCCAGGUGUGAAUGUGCCAUGUCUUUGAACCUCUACUUUCUCUGUACUCUACCAGGCUUUCACAAGUUAAAGAAAACAGAUGCGAGGGGCUCAGACAUAUAGUUGUGACCUACAAAACAUGUGUUCCAGAAGCACAUGUCAGGAGGCUGGUAUAGGUAGAAGGCAGGGUGAAAGCAGGACUUUAGGCCACUGGAACUUAAGCCCUCAUUCCUACUCUCUUGCAUCUGUGAGAAGGGAUGUGCUCACGCACCACUGGCUACCAAACCCUCUGAGUACCUGGGACUCUUUAUGCAUGUGUAGAAGUCACCUCAGGAAGUGGGAAGGAGCCAAGGAUAAGAAGAGAAGGGGGGCCGGGCACAUGCCUGUAAUCCCAGCACUUGGGGGAGGCAGAGGCAGGUGGAUC
This is a messenger RNA of Onychomys torridus (southern grasshopper mouse), 2038 nucleotides long. RefSeq names its product divergent protein kinase domain 2B (gene Dipk2b). The record is from RefSeq and is a predicted model, not a curated record. The transcript is spliced from 5 exons. NCBI's taxonomy places the organism in Eukaryota, Metazoa, Chordata, Mammalia, Rodentia, Cricetidae. Bases 119 to 1423 code for a protein of 434 amino acids.